This is a messenger RNA of Danaus chrysippus (African queen), 1080 nucleotides long. The record is from the annotation of a GenBank genome assembly. Lineage: Eukaryota; Metazoa; Arthropoda; Insecta; Lepidoptera; Nymphalidae.
AUGGUUGACCGCAGUGCCUCAGUGAGGUUCAUAGCUGACACAGAUUACUUGCGCUGGCAAAAUGAUUUUCCAGCAGUAACUGUUUGCGAGAUCUACUCUUAUAAAAGAGUGAAGAGGAUAUUGACUAAGGAAUUUCCCGUAUUUUCAAAUCUUAAUUACGACUAUAGUCGAUAUAUAGCCGACUUGACAUUUGGUCAUGGAAGUUGCAGUAGAUCAGUGUGUGUGGAUUGUGGGGGGAUUGUGCCUUGUAAUGUACCGUGGAGAGAAGUUAUAGAACGAGUUCACAAGAGCUGUACCGAAAUGCUGGCUGAUUGCCAGUUCAAUGGAAUUCGAUUUCGGUGUUGUGACGAAUUCUGCAUCGUUGAUUCUACGUCCGGACCAUGCUUUUCUUUAAACGGUUUACAAAACAAGUGCAGCGAAAGAGGUUUAUUUGUUCUUAAUAGGACUUCUGGUCCUGGAAUGCUAUCGUUUCGUCUAUUGGCUGAUGCGCAGGUCAUUCUACACAGCAGGGAAGAAAUAUCUUCUGUUGUACCACAGAAAUUCAAGUUCGAUAUUAAAAUAAAUUCAGUAAAACAUGCCAACAUAUUAUUCUCCAUGAAACAAAUACAAAUUGGUUCAAGUCUCGCUGAAGAAGAUAUUACAGUUAGAAAUUGUAGACGGAGUUUCGAAAUACCUGAGGAACCGCUGCACUAUUAUCACGUAUAUUCUCACGGAUCGUGUAGUUUGUCUCGUCGUGUUUAUAAAGAGUACCAGAGAUGUGACUGUGUACAUCCUAUUCAAGCUAAGUCUUUACAAAGGACUAAGUUCGGUGUAAAUGAUGAAAGUGAACAAAACGACUGUCUACCCUCGUGCGAGGAGAGUCAUAUGAGUAUAAUAUAUUUUUCCAAAACGCCGUACAGUGGAGAAGAAAAUAUGGGAUCUUUGGUGGAUGUUAAAAUGUCUGAAUUACCAACAUUGAAAUAUAAAAGAAUGUUAAUGAGAACCAAGUUGGAUUUGGUUGUUGGCGGCAUGUUGGGACUCUUCUUCAGCGCUUCUAUUUUGAGUUUAGUGGAAAUAAUAUAUCUUAUGUUCAGGUCAUAA